CCAAGUUAGAGAACAUAAUAUUGGCAAAAUGUUCUACAUGCAACCGCUGAUGAAUAAGCGUGGGCCUUUGGCCAAGAUAUGGCUGGCUGCUCACUGGGACAAGAAACUAACAAAAGCUCAUAUAUUUGAGUGCAAUUUAGAGACGACUAUUGAAAAGAUACUUUCCCCAAAGUGUGCAAUUGCAUUGCGAACCUCAGGACAUCUAUUAUUAGGAGUGGUACGCAUCUAUCAUAGAAAAACCAAGUACCUUUUAGCCGACUGCAAUGAAGCUCUACUAAAAAUGCAGGCAGCUUUUCGUCCAGGACUUGUUGAUCUCCCAAAAGAGAACUGUGAGGCGAAUUAUGAUGCUAUUACAUUGCCUGAAGAGUUUCAUGAUUUUGAGACAAAGCUCCCUGAGGUGAAUGCCAUUGAUGUUGCCCAACAUUUUACACUGAAUCAGAGCAGAGCUGAAGACAUCACGCUUAUGGAAGAGGAUUUUCGCCUUCUCCAUAGUGACAGUUUUGGUGAUGAAACUGAAAUACCAAGGCAAGGCAGCUUCUUAAAUGACAGCUUACCGACUGGUUCCGGUGGUUUCUUGCUUGACCACAGUUUUUUGAGCUUUUCUGGAGACAAAACUGCAUUAAAUGAAGAGGCAUCUGUCUUAAAGCAUGAUGGAUUCGGAGAUGAAGGGGCUGUUGAAGAUAUGAUUGACAGUGUGCUUGGAGGAGAGCAGCAUAGCCUCAUUGAACUCUUUGGCCCAGAGGAAGAAAUUCCUUUAAUCCCAAAACCUACAACUGAUGAUAUAGCAGAUCAUUCAAUACCUGACCAGGAAACUAGAAGUCCCCAAGUAAAUGAAACAACACUGUUUUCCAAUGAAGAAGAAGGCUUUGUGCUUGAACCAAUUGAUGAAACAGGUCUCAAAAGGAAGCAAAGAAGUAAAAGAAAAAGGAAGUUGCUUGUUGAUGCGGUGAAAGGGUUAAGCAGAAAUACUAUAGCAAACCAGCUUAUGUGCUACAAGGACACUGUAACUACAUUGGAUAUUGCACCUCCAACAAGGAAACUGAUGAUUUUACAGGAGCGGGGUGGUGUGAAUAAACUCCUGGAAAGAUCUACUCAGUCUUUAAUUCACGAACAUUUGCUAAUGGAAACUGUUGAAAUCAUGUCUGGUUUGUCCAAUGGUUCUUUCACGGACUCCUCUGUAAGACAACAAACUGAGAUGAAGCAAACUACUCUUGAGCAUGAAUCUGAAGAGAUUAACACAGAAAAUGAAGAAAAAAAGAGGCAGAAGAGGACUCUAUUGCUUUUGGAUACUUUGCGGCAUAUUGACCAGACAGCAGGAGCAAAGUCUUUCAGCCUUCUGGCUCUCUGCAAAGAGAAUAACAGUAAAGAAGUUGCAAGCAAGUUCUACAGUCUCCUUGAGCUAAAGAAACACCAAGCUGUUGAUAUGGCCCAGGCUGCUCCCUAUGCUGACAUUAUAGUGACCAAGGGUCCAAUGUUCCAUACUCUCUAAAAGAUGGACUGUUCUCCACUGCAUUGUAGGCUGCUCUAAA
This is a messenger RNA of Anolis sagrei ordinatus, 1529 nucleotides long. NCBI's taxonomy places the organism in Eukaryota, Metazoa, Chordata, Lepidosauria, Squamata, Anolidae. The record is from RefSeq and is a predicted model, not a curated record.